UGUGUUGUAGCCUAGUGUUGGCCCAGCAGUGACGACAUUGUUGUUAUUGUUGGUGGAACGGCCGCCAGGUGACAGUGUGGGUGCCAGUAGCUCUGGCUACUGAUGCUUGCCAGUAGUGACUCCAGCCACACUCACCACACUACUCAAUCACCCUUUCAUCUCUCGCUAAGCUGGAAGAGAGAGACGGAAGGGUUGUGAGAGGUGAGGAUGGCGUCCCGGGACGGCCCUAUGGUGGCGGGGACGGAUGGAACGGACUUCGUCCACAGGGAGACUGUAGCAACACAUUACCAGAUUAGCUGGCCUUCAAAGAAGAAAAUUUCAGAAGUUGCACUGAACAAAGGGCGGCUAAGAAAAUGUGUGUUCUCUCAUCUGUUGCUGGCACUCCUCAUGGUGGUCAAGAUGGUCCCUGAUUUCCUCGACAGACUUGACAUUUUUAUUCUUGAAAUUGAAGAAUUAGAAGUACCGCAACCAUUGAAAUGGGAAUACAUCUGGUUGGUGGGGUCCUUGGCCAGCUUCUUGGGUCUCAUAGCCAUCCGAAAAAAUAGAGUAUUACUUAUGCAGAUAUAUUUUGGUCUUAUCAAUCUCCUCUCAACAGUGCCAAUUCUUUUGGCUGCAAUGAUAUACUUCAAAGAGUUCUUGGAAUAUUGUACUGAAGAUGAGCCACAAGGAUUACAGUUGUGGCAGGGUUACCCAGUGAGUGUGCUGUGGUACAGCUUCAUCUUGAUAGCUAUGCAAGUUCAUAUCUUUACGUUGAUUUUUGCCUGGAAGCUUAUACUGGCAUGGAAGAACCGAGGGGCAACAAAGAAGACCCAGUGAUGGAAACCGAUUAUCAUCUUGUAUACGAUAUUUGAGCAAGGUGUCAAAAUUUUGCAUUAUAAGAUUUGAAGUUUGAAGAAAGUAUAUUGACAAUAACAUUUCUUUUUCUACUAAGACUUUUAUAUAACUGUUAGCCAAGAGUAUUAACUUGCUAAAAAAAAAAAAUAUAUUAAGGCUGCAUCAUAUUUUGUAAUGCAAGUUUGUGCAAUUUUUUUAAACAUUGAAUAUUUGUACGGGUCAGUCCUUGAGAGUUUUAUUCUUCAUUCUUAAGAGCAUUGCUGAUUUUCAUUUCUUACUUCCUAGGUUUUGCUAGCAUUACUAAAGUAACUAUAUGAAAGAAAGUCUUAGCACUUUGUUUUGUAAUGGAUAGCGUUAUCAGAGCAGGGCUCUUAGUUUGAAGAUGUUGACAUCUUUAACAAAAGUUAGCUUACUAUCGACAAAGUAAUUAAUUACUACUGCCAGAGCUCUUGUUACUCCUAAUUAACUUCACAUCAAGUUAUUCCUAAUUAAUUUCUUAAUGCCAAGUUAUUUCUAAUUAAUUUCUUCAUGCCAGGUUAUGACUCCAUAAUUUUUUAUUGUUGAAUUUUGUGAAUGGGAAAACUGAGUGUUAUAUUGUAAGAGUAAUUUCUGAUUGUUUCUUUUGUGUUAUUGCCCUGUUUCAAGAUGAAGCUUGGGUUAUUGGAAGAUAUGAAAUAAAUUUAUCUUUUUGAUUAACAUUCUUACUU
Cherax quadricarinatus is the source of this 1541-nucleotide messenger RNA. RefSeq names its product jagunal (gene jagn). The record is from RefSeq and is a predicted model, not a curated record. Gene Ontology annotation, cellular component: endoplasmic reticulum membrane. Gene Ontology annotation, biological process: vesicle-mediated transport; endoplasmic reticulum organization. NCBI's taxonomy places the organism in Eukaryota, Metazoa, Arthropoda, Malacostraca, Decapoda, Parastacidae.